Messenger RNA from Acanthoscelides obtectus, 335 nucleotides. The record is from the annotation of a GenBank genome assembly. Lineage: Eukaryota; Metazoa; Arthropoda; Insecta; Coleoptera; Chrysomelidae.
UUUUGAAAUUGGAGGAAUAUUUGCAGUCAGAAUGUAUGUAACAACACUAACAUCCGUAAUAGGAGCUGAAGCCGCAGUCCUCGCCCAACAGUUUCCACCGCACAGCAGACGUUCAUGAUACAGUCGAGUAUGAAGUUAUGGAGGGAGGAAUACUUAAUUUAGUGGGUUCCACUCAUCAGGCAGGACCCGGUGGUGAAGGUUUUUCGUCCACAACUACAACAUCCUCGGGUGAAUCGAUCAACUUUUUGGAAACAACAGUAAGCAUCAACAUGUUUCAUCAGCUACUACGAAACAGAAGAAGAGCACUGGACUCGCUAAGUUUAUUGACAGGCUGA